This is a messenger RNA of Rotaria sp. Silwood1, 267 nucleotides long. The record is from the annotation of a GenBank genome assembly. Lineage: Eukaryota; Metazoa; Rotifera; Eurotatoria; Philodinida; Philodinidae.
AUGUCGUAUCAGGUAUUAACAAAUACUCAUCAGUGUAUUCUUGAAUGGGUUCAAGCAUCGAAUGGUCAAGUACCACCCCAUGCAGUAUUAGGUGGACAUCUGGCGAAUAGCGAACCAUUGUAUAUUGGUCGCGUCAAUCAUCAAGGUUCACUGGUACCAGGUAACAUUCAAGCAAGUCGCCAUUGUUUGUGUAUUCCCUAUGAUUAUCAAGCAUGGGAAUAUAAAAACUAUGAAGUAUUGUGUGUCAAAACAGGUACAGGUAAAUAA